Molecule: messenger RNA, 1203 nt
Organism: Ceratotherium simum simum (southern white rhinoceros)
Lineage: Eukaryota; Metazoa; Chordata; Mammalia; Perissodactyla; Rhinocerotidae
Source: RefSeq, a predicted model, not a curated record
AUGGGGGACCACUGGCCGAGUUCGCUCCACAACCCCCGAGGCUCGAAGGCCGAGGGUAGGUCGGAAGGGGGGCAGGACGAUGAUGCCCUGGGCCCCCGCAGCACCGCGUACGAGAGCCGAGGGUCCAAGGACCUGGAUGGCAGGGGACAGGGAUCCCCAGACCAAGAAGAGGAGGUUCCCCCGGAGGAGGUGACCGGGGAGGCGUUCCUGGACCCCCAGGACCCGGAAGACGCCCUCCAGGAGCUGGAGCGAGUCCUGCAGAAGGAUGAGCAUGGCGUGCAGGAGAUGAGCCGGCUGUCCAUCACCCAGAGGUCCCCGGGCACGGCCACGGCCCGGGGGAGGAGGAAGAGGAGGCGGCUCUUCGAGCUGGCGAAACCCAAGCCCAACUGGCAGGUCCUGAGAGACAGGCUGGGAUGCCGCUGUAAGGGCUUUGCCUGGAUCUCCCCCUGCAUGAAGAGCCUGCAGUUCUGUGUCUACUGGCCCUCCACGUACUGGACGGACAGGUUUCUGGAGGACACCACCCUCACCGUCACCGUGCCCGCGGUGUCCCGCCGAGUGGAGGAGCUGGCUCGACCCAAGAGGUUCUACCUGGAUUAUGACAGCGGGAGCAGGACCACGUCCGUCUGGCCCAUCCCCAAGGCCACCUUGGUAUGCCAGCCGUCCAGUCGCCUGCGGGAACUGGCCACCCCGAGGGUCCGGAACAACAUAUGGAGCAUAAACAUGUCCGAGGUGUCCCAGGUGUCCAGGGCAGCCCAGAAGGCUGUCCCCAGUCCCAGGAUCCUCCAGCUGGCAAAGCCCAGGGCUGCAGCCCCCCUGUUGGCAGAGUGGGAUCCCGUGCUGAAGCCCAAGCCCUACGUGUCUGACUACAACCGCCUCGUCCACUUGGCCAUGCCCAAGGCCCAGUCGGACAAGUGUGUUCCUGACCGAGAUCCGCGCUGGGAGGUGCUGGACGUCACCAAGAGGGCAGUGGCCAGUCCCCGCAUCGUCUCCCUGGCCCAGCCCAAGGUGCGCAGGGACCUCAACGAGGGCUACGACCGGCGUCCCCUCGCCUCCGCGAGCUCGCCACCCCCAAGAGUAUCACCAGAAAAGUGUGAGCGACCCAGGCCCGGCCUCCGAGACCCCGUUCCCAGUAAACACCCAAGUGCAUCCUAACCCUGUGUGUGUGGCUGGCUCCGAGCGCCUGGGCCUGGAGGCGGGGGGUGG